AUGGAGGAAAAUACGUUUGAUCGUGAUUUGGUUCGUGCAAUUUUCAGGCUUGUUUGGGAGAGACGAGUUGCAGAGCGAGACAAAAAUCAACUGCCAGAACCUGAAGCUGAGGCUGGGCCGAGUACAUCAAAGAGAAGCCGGCUUACGUCUGCCAACGCAAAUGCAUUAAAGCUGAGCUGUGAGCUCCUCCGGCUUUUUGUGUCAGAGGCUAUUCAACGUGCUGCUACCAUUGCUGAAGCUGAAGGCUCUCUUAAAAUAGAAGCAACUCAUCUUGAGAGGAUUCUUCCUCAGCUGCUUCUAGAUUUUUGA
Molecule: messenger RNA, 309 nt
Organism: Striga hermonthica
Lineage: Eukaryota; Viridiplantae; Streptophyta; Magnoliopsida; Lamiales; Orobanchaceae
Source: the annotation of a GenBank genome assembly